UUUUGUAUCAAGAUUAAUUGGGACCAAAAUAACUUCCGAAAAUAAAUCACUUCCUAUUUUUUUAAGCAAUAUUCCGAACUUGAAUAGGGGAAGUCAGGAAGUGUGAGUUAUGAACCAUCUCCCCUAAUGUUAAAAGUCCGACGUAUGGAGUAUUGGAAGCAAAAGUUCUGGUAUUAGAACAAAAGUUUUACAUACUGAAUUUCAGAAACUUGAACUAUUUCCAUAAUUCUCUGAGAAAAAUGGAAGAAAAUCCCGUGCUAUUACAUGGUCCACCGCCACCCCCUAUGAAUAUACUGCCACCAACCCCAGCAGGUUUGGAAUCUUUAUAUUCCUUGUGUAGGAAGAUAUAUCCUGAUCAAGUGAAUCCUUUACAAGUGACUGCUUUAUUGAAAUAUUGGCUUGGUGGUCCAGAUCCUUUGGAUUACAUCUCGAUGUACGCAAAUCCCGGUAAACCUGAAGAAAACAUUCCCCCCCACUGGCACUAUAUAAGUUUUGGUUUGUCAGAUUUACAUGGGGACGCCAGGGUUCACGACGUUUCCACUCCUGAUGGAAUAUCAGGCUUUGGCUUCGAGCUGACCUUCAGGCUGAAGAGAGAGCCAGAGGAAACUGCACCUCCAACAUGGCCCGCCACAUUGAUGCAAUCUCUGGCCAAGUACGUAUUCCAAUCGGGUAACACACUGUGCGCGGGCGAUCAUGUUUCCUGGCACUGCGCCCUCGACAACAGCGAGUCGAGAAUUCAGCAUAUGUUGAUGACUCCGGACCCACAGCUGAAUUCCACCAGGACACCUUUUGGAUCUGUGGAUUUCAUCCAGAUCGUAGGAGUAUGCCCGGAAGAAUUGAAAGCGGCGCAGCAGUGGAACGGCAUGGGCGUUCUGGAAAUGUUGAAGCAGCACCCAUCCACUGGUGGAAUUUGGCACAUCACAGACAUGAGAAGGGGAGAGAGCAUUUUCGAAUUGAACGUGAAUGCACACGACGUCGUAGAGAGAGGCGUGGAGUUGGAAGGAUCGAAUCUGAGCGGUGUUAGCGCCAGAUGUUCGUGGGUUGAGCAAUUGGACUGGUCGACGACCGGCAGAAAAUCAAGAAACGAACUGAUAGAGAACAAUAUGGUUUCCAGGGACCAGGAUUUCCGAAGAAACUCCGAUUACCCAAAAUCUCCCGCAUCUUUCAGGCAUCAAGACCCGUCGAUUUGCGGUAACACUUUUAGGUUAGAAGACCUGCAUUACAGCAAUGCCAGUUUGCCUGAAACCACAGAACUCGGACAUCUGAAGAGGUUGGAAGGGGUCCUCCUUGUUUUCAACUUGGAGGCUGGGAGCUUACUUCCAUUGGCCAUAAGGGGGAGAGUGAAACAUGGAAGACAUUUCACCUUUAAAUCUGUUCUUGGAGAGACUGCAAUAACCUUGGUGACUUCUUCAGUGACCGGCACACUUGUAGAUAAUGAGCAUCCUUAUGUUGCUCAGGGGUACUGGCUUCAAGUUUUAAUACCAGACGAUCUGGCUCAGGAUAUGAGGGAAAAAUUCCAAAUUCUCUCCAAUCCAGAAUCAGUGAUUUUACCUCACACUUUCACGUGGCAUGAACACAAAUUAUCCAUAACAAUUGUACCAGAUAAACUAUAGAACCAAGGAAUUCCAACCAGAUAUGAGAAUAUUAAUUAACCAUGAUUAUUGAUUCUCAUCAUAUUCAAUUUUAAAAAAUCGGAAUAGUAUUCGUUGCUUGGCUGAUUUCUGAGAUACUUAGCAAUAUAUCUGUUCAAUCCACUCGAAAAUUGCCCACGACAACAGAUUAAAUGCAAUGAAGACAUUUAACAAAACUAGUACGUGAGCAUAUUGGUGUACUGUGAAUUAAUAAAGAAUUGACAUUCUGCCGUCCAGAAAGUGCCUUCUGUAAAUUAAAACGUGAAUUUUAUCAUAUCUCAAUCCCAAUUAUUUCUAACUAUUUAUUGAAGAGUUUGUAAUUUAUUUUAUAUAUGACAUUUAUUCCUUUUAUCGAUGUUUCUAGUUCAGAACAUUUGUAUCAAAAUGAUUAUUCUGCAAAAUAUAUUGUAUUUAUAUCUUCA
Molecule: messenger RNA, 2053 nt
Organism: Coccinella septempunctata (seven-spotted ladybird)
Lineage: Eukaryota; Metazoa; Arthropoda; Insecta; Coleoptera; Coccinellidae
Gene: Su(fu)
Product: suppressor of fused homolog
Exons: 5
Coding region: 240-1613 (457 amino acids)
Cellular component (GO): nucleus; cytoplasm
Molecular function (GO): transcription factor binding
Source: RefSeq, a predicted model, not a curated record